AUGGAAGAAUCUGACUCUGAGAAAAAGAUGGAGAAAGAAAAUCUGGGGCCGAGAAUGGAUCCUCCACUAGGGGAACCGGAAGGAUCGCUUGGGUGGGUGCUACCAAAUACAGCCAUGAAGAAAAAGGUGCUGUUGAUGGGUAAAAGUGGGUCUGGUAAGACCAGCAUGAGGUCUAUUAUCUUUGCAAAUUAUAUUGCCAGAGACACACGUCGCCUUGGUGCAACAAUACUAGACCGUAUACAUAGUCUUCAAAUUAAUAGCAGUUUGAGCACCUACUCUCUCGUAGACUCUGUUGGAAAUACAAAGACAUUUGAUGUAGAACAUUCUCAUGUUCGAUUUCUGGGAAACCUGGUAUUGAAUCUGUGGGAUUGUGGUGGACAAGACACCUUUAUGGAAAAUUAUUUCACUAGCCAAAGGGACAACAUUUUCCGUAACGUGGAGGUUCUGAUUUAUGUCUUUGAUGUGGAGAGUCGUGAACUGGAAAAGGACAUGCACUAUUAUCAAUCAUGCCUGGAGGCCAUUCUGCAGAACUCUCCAGAUGCCAAAAUCUUUUGCUUGGUACACAAAAUGGAUCUGGUACAGGAGGAUCAACGGGACCUGAUUUUUAAAGAACGAGAAGAAGAUUUGAGGCGUUUGUCUCGUCCAUUGGAAUGUUCUUGUUUCCGAACAUCUAUCUGGGAUGAAACUCUAUAUAAGGCUUGGUCCAGCAUUGUUUAUCAGCUGAUUCCCAAUGUUCAGCAGCUGGAAAUGAACCUAAGGAAUUUUGCUGAAAUUAUCGAAGCUGAUGAAGUACUUUUGUUUGAGAGAGCUACUUUUUUGGUGAUUUCUCACUAUCAGUGUAAAGAGCAGCGUGAUGCUCAUAGAUUUGAGAAAAUCAGCAACAUUAUUAAGCAGUUCAAGCUGAGCUGCAGUAAGUUGGCUGCUUCCUUCCAGAGUAUGGAAGUCAGGAACUCUAACUUCGCCGCUUUCAUUGACAUCUUUACAUCCAACACUUAUGUGAUGGUCGUGAUGUCUGAUCCAUCCAUUCCUUCUGCAGCUACUCUGAUCAACAUCCGCAAUGCCAGGAAACACUUUGAAAAGCUGGAAAGAGUGGAUGGACCAAAGCAAUGUCUUCUCAUGCGCUAAACAUUGAUGGAUAUUGUUUCACACAAAAAGUUGAAUCAGCUUCUUAACUAAUCUUAAUGUAUUCAUAUACUUAGAUCCUGAAAUGUGAUGCUUAUCGCAUCUGUAUAUCUUCUCUACUCCCUAGACUUAACGUUUAACCUUGGAUGCUAUUUAAUUAAAUAGCCAUUGAGGAGUUCAAAGAUGAAUUGUUCAUGAAGCUGGUGUAACAUAAAAGUAGGUGAUAUUUGUAAAGUGUUCUGAUGAAAAGGCUCUAAUCAUGUUUAAAUGUUCUGAUAACCUGGUUCCAGUAGUUGUGUAUGCCAAAGCAUUUCCCAGCAUUGCCUUGUAUUCCUUAUUACAUAGUAAGUAAACUGUAUGUUUGAAGUAUUACUGUUUUCUCAGUAUGCAAUAAAAAUAUCCCUUGACUUCA
Carlito syrichta (Philippine tarsier) is the source of this 1534-nucleotide messenger RNA. Its product is annotated as ras-related GTP-binding protein B. The coding region runs from base 1 to 1125 and encodes 374 amino acids. The record is from RefSeq and is a predicted model, not a curated record. Gene Ontology annotation, biological process: cellular response to starvation; cellular response to amino acid stimulus; positive regulation of TOR signaling. Lineage: Eukaryota; Metazoa; Chordata; Mammalia; Primates; Tarsiidae. Gene Ontology annotation, cellular component: lysosome; Gtr1-Gtr2 GTPase complex; nucleus. The transcript is spliced from 11 exons. Gene Ontology annotation, molecular function: GTPase activity; GTP binding.